Messenger RNA from Microthlaspi erraticum, 399 nucleotides. NCBI's taxonomy places the organism in Eukaryota, Viridiplantae, Streptophyta, Magnoliopsida, Brassicales, Brassicaceae. The record is from the annotation of a GenBank genome assembly.
AUGUUCCGCGCUCGGCCAAACUCGUCCGUCCGACUGAAGUCUCGGCCAAAGUCCAAAACCACUCGGCCGAUCACGCAUCACGACCCGGGAAACUCAAGCCCGCGGUCGGCCAGCCACACCGCCACGCCACCGCGCACGACCAAAGCGCGCGAGCCGGGAAGUAAGCCUCGCGGCCGCGCAACUCGCUUCGCGUACCGCGCACGAACGCUCCGUCCGACCCGGGAGAACGUCCCGCGUCCGGCCGAGAGAUUUCAUCGGCCAAACAUCAUCCGCUCGACCACGCCGACCGACCGUGAAUCCGUCCGACCCCGACCGUUCCGACUCGGCCACGACCCGAUUGUCCGGCCGAUCGUCCCGCACGACCGUCCCAACGCCGCGGUCGACCCGAAGCCCUUUUGA